Messenger RNA from Telopea speciosissima, 1817 nucleotides. Its product is annotated as riboflavin biosynthesis protein PYRD, chloroplastic. The coding region runs from base 491 to 1786 and encodes 431 amino acids. NCBI's taxonomy places the organism in Eukaryota, Viridiplantae, Streptophyta, Magnoliopsida, Proteales, Proteaceae. Gene Ontology annotation, molecular function: zinc ion binding; diaminohydroxyphosphoribosylaminopyrimidine deaminase activity. The transcript has 3 exons. The record is from RefSeq and is a predicted model, not a curated record. Gene Ontology annotation, biological process: riboflavin biosynthetic process.
CCCCCCUUUUUUUGCAGCUAUUGGACAAACAGGGUGGCAGUGAUGGUUUUUUAACUCGUUCGAUUCUUCGUUCUCACCACUCACCCUGUUCUGUGUUCCUGGCUCUAAGAUUGUUUCAAGUUUGGUUAUACUCCACAUGCUGUAUUGUUCUCAAAUACCGAUGGACGGAUGAUCCUGGUCUUACUAUCAAGGGAAAUGCUAGAUUCUGUUGUUGCAUUUCAUGUUUCCCCAUCUUCUGUCCUAAAUAAUACCGCUGCUUGAGGUACAUCCUGUAGCACCAAAACUCAUUUUUUGCGUUCAUAGAAUAUACAAAAAAUAUCAAAUCCUAAAUGCACCAUCAUUCCACUUCAGCCCAAAAAAAUAAAAAACAAACUCGAGUUUUGAGUAUAGAAUGAAAUUGAAACCGUAGUUAUUCUUGAGUUGGAUAUCAACCACAAUUGUCUUCUGUUCUCAUAUUUUCUCGUCUUGUUUUUUCUUCCAAUUCUCAGAGAUGCAACUUCAAACACUUGCUCCAUCAAAAUAUUAUCCUAAUGCACCUUGUCUACCAAUUUUUUCUUUUUGUUCCAUCCGCUUCCAGCCCAUAGGCUCAUAUAGUAAAGGUCUCUCCAACUCAAAUUUCAUUAGUGAGUUUUGUAGUUUGAGAAAGGUUACUGAAUCUUUAACUAGUUGGAGGAAGCAUGAUGGUUUAGUUAGUAUCAGAUGUGAGGGUUUCAAAGAAAAUGAUGAUAGUUUUUAUAUGAGGAGGUGUGUGGAGCUUGCAAGAAAGGCAAUUGGGUGCACAAGCCCAAACCCCAUGGUUGGAUGUGUCAUUGUCAACGAUGGACAUAUUGUAGGUGAAGGGUUUCACCCAAAAGCAGGGCAGCCUCAUGCUGAGGUUUUUGCCUUGAGGGAUGCUGGGGAUUUGGCUGAAAAUGCAACAGCUUAUGUCAGCUUAGAACCUUGUAACCAUCAUGGGAGAACUCCACCCUGCACUGAAGCAUUGAUUCGGGCCAAGGUGAAAGAGGUGGUGGUUGGAAUGGUGGACCCAAACCCAAUUGUGGCUUCAAAAGGUGUAGAAAGGCUAAGAGACUCUGGAAUUUAUGUGAGGACGGGUAUUGAGGAAGAACUAUGCAGGAGGCUUAAUGAAGCAUAUAUCCAUCGAAUGCUUACAGGGAAGCCUUUCACCACGCUUAGAUACUCUCUGUCAGUCAAUGGCUGCAUCCUAAAUCAAAUAGGACAUGGAGCCACAGAGGCCGGUGGAUACUAUUCAGAAUUACUUCAGGAAUAUGAUGCAGUUAUGCUUUCUAGUGCCACAUCUUCUCUGUCCUUCCCUAUAUCCAAAGAACCUAGAGCCAAUCAACCUCUACAAAUUAUCAUAGCUACACGUCCAGAAUCAUUAUUACAGUUGCCUGUUCUCACCACAGAGACCACUUCCCGGGUGAUAAUUUUUACCACAAAAAGCAUAGUUGCUGGCCUAGAAAUGGCUCAACAGGGAAUUGAAAUUGUGGCAUUUGAUCAGAUAAAUUUAAAUAUAAUCCUGGAUUAUUGUGCAAAGCAGGGGUUGUGUAGUGUUUUGAUGGACUUGCAGGGGGAUUGCACUGAUUUUCGAGAGCUGCUUGAAGAGGGUCUUGUGCAAGGGUUGUUACAGAAAGUAGUGAUGGAAGUGGUACCACUCUGGAAUCAGGGUGAAGGAAGUUCAGUUCUUGCAUUAAAGAACUCAGAUAAGAGAUCUCUUGGUUUAAGAAACUUAAAAUCAAGGACUAUAAGGGAGAUCGUUUUGGUGGAUGGCUAUUUUUGUGAGAGUUAGAUGAGACCCUCGAACAAAUCAAGUGAUGACU